Messenger RNA from Vitrella brassicaformis, 1875 nucleotides. The record is from the annotation of a GenBank genome assembly. Lineage: Eukaryota; Vitrellaceae.
CAAUGAGAAUGGGAUGAUUCGUGAGUGCGUCCGUGUCUUGACAGCAUGCAUGAGCGUGCACGUGAUUCAAGACAGAGGCACUUGAUUAAUUCGGACACGAAAUAAUCGAUCCCCUACAGAAUCAUCUCCUGGCUGACGCGAAUACAAAACGCAGCGCACUAGACACCCUGUCCACCAUCCCAUUCAUAACAACCCCCGAUUUUCUAACGACAGUGACAAGCCGAAAGGCCUCAUCUCUCCACACAAUCGAGACAUGAAACCGAUCCGCCUCUUCUCUUAUAGCCUGUCGCACCUGCUGCUGCAGAUCGGCGUAGCUGACUUGAGAAAUACCAUAGCCCCGGCGAGAAAGAUAGCCGUUGAGCAGACGACUGACGCGGUUUCUGAGCGGCUGCUCGCCAAUGGGGAGGGAGACGUCGGCGAGGAACAGCGCGACUUGCUGCGUGACCUCAUUCGGAAGGUCCCUGCCGACCAGUGCAUAGCAGUGCGCAGGAAGAGAGAUGUCUAGCAAGGCGGCAAAUGUCUUGACGGCAAUGCUGAGUUGCACAGGCAGGUCGUCACGCAGAUACUCAGCGUAUGCGCCGAGCAGCCGCCGGUUAGUUUCUCCCCGCUGGCAAUUGUCGGGUCUCACUGCCGCCGCCGAGAGCGAUGCCCCGCUGCGGAAGAGCAGCCGAAGCACAGCCGGGGAGCACCCAUUGCAAGCGGCAAGAUAUACAGGGGCUCUCGCACAGGGAAGCCGCCGGUUGACAAUGCGCUGUCCGGCCUUGUGGAUGAGAAACGCGACAAGCUCCAGCUGGUCGGAGGGAUCGUCGAGCGGCCAAAUGCAGAACCAGGUCAGGGCAGAUUCAAGUGGCUGCACGACAUGACCCUCCCGGCUCCGGAAAAAAGUCUCCGUGAUAAGCCCCACUCCGCCGAUCUUCACCAGUUUCUUCACCAUCGCCAGCUUCUCAGCAGACGACACUCGUCCGUGACGGGCAUGACACGCCACGGUCUCCAGCAGAGACUGUCCUGUGAGCUCCACCCUAAGAUGCCCCUUGGCGACCUGUCCCAGCAGCAGGUUUGCCACGUCAUAACGGCCAAGCUCAAUCACCGCGUGGAUAGGAUUUGCUACUCCGACCCGCUGAUAGUCCAGAUGGGCGCCCCUCUCGAGAAGCAUGCUGAUGAUGGCCACCGUGUCAUCCGUCCAAUGCCGCCAGAUGGCCAAGAGAACGAGGGUGUAGGAUGACGCGACCGCUCCCUGGCCGAGCAGCUCCGCGGCUCGCUCCUUGGUCAAAGUGCCGUCAGCAAGACCGCCGGCGAGCUCACGAGUGGCGGCAUUGGCGUGAGGAGGGAGGCAGAGGGAGGGGCUGACGUAUGGGAAAGUGGCGGGACGUUGGAUGGCACCGUCAGGGGUAGAGGGACGAGAGCGAGAGCACAGGCCUGGUGGAUAACAUGACACGCACCGACACGCGGAGACAGCAAACAUCAUUGUAUUGCCGGAUCCCGGUGCCAACAUUAGGCUGUGCGGUUCACCUCCCAUGGUGACGUGAUCUCUCCGCCUCAGCACAAAAGAAAACAGCGCCUGUGUCACACGGAAGGCAGCAGAUGAGUGUCCACCACUCUUAAUAUGCGGCUGUGUGUGUGCUGGCAGUCACACACGUGGCCAUGCUCACUUUGAGUAGGGGAGGUGGUUGAGUCGGCGAAAUAGCGCCCCGAGCAUAACAUUGCAUCCGCUGUCAUCGAUGACGCCUGCAGACACACACACAUCACACUGAUCCAUUUUGUCCAUUCCAGUGCGUCGAUCUUUACCUGUGUGCUGCCACGCAUCAUGGCGAUGAAUCAUCAACGAGCUGGACGCCCUCUCCAUCCCAGAUCCGCCUCUCCAAGCUGCAGCGGUUU